GCUUCGAGUACUUGUGGUAGUUUCCAGUCAGUAAUAAAAAAGUUGAAAUAUAACGAGGACAUUUGACACAUGAAUCAUGCUCAGAGACAAGAAAAAUCCCCUUUCUGUUCUGGCAAGAAAGACUUCAGUUAUUACAGAUGAAGAAAACUUCCUAAGGCAAGUUGAAGAUCAAAAUACUGAAGGAAUCCGAUAUUUUCUAGAGAACAAUCCAAAUCUGUCGAUCAACUGUCGCAACUUCCGAGGCGAGCAUGCUUUGGAAAUUGCCAUUCGAGUACACGACGAGGAGCUUGUUUAUGAACUUCUGAAAUUGUCUGAAAUUAGGACAGAACCGAUUCAUUACACCCAUCGAUAUGCUGCCAUCUUGCGGGCUGUGCUGGAGGAUGAAGAAGAUAUACUCGAAACUCUGUUGGACAGUUUACCGGAAUCGGAGAAGAAAAUCCUACCUCAUCCAGAGGACGUCACAAGUAACUUAACUCCUACUAUGGCAGCUGCUAUUAGUGGAAAUUAUAGAAUAACACGUUUGCUCUUGGAUCGGUCAUAUUUCAUAGAAGAACCACGGCAGCAAGCAUGUGACUGUCCACGUUUUAUCUGUACAAAAAACCACACGUAUGUUGAGACAUUACGAGAUUCCAUUACCCGUAAGAACACUUAUCAUGCUCUUGGAAGCCCAGUGUACAUUAUUUUAACUUCUAGUGAUCCCAUUCUGAAGGCCUUUCAACUUAGUACUAAACUACAAAAACUGGCGUCUGAUCUUCCUGAACACAAGAACGAAUACAAAGACCUCUCCCAUAACUGUUCCAAUUUCGCAGCAGAUUUACUAGACCAGUGUAGAGACACGAACGAGGUUGAAAUUCUUUUAAACCAAAAGGCGGGAUGCAUUGAUGAAAGGUCACACCGAUUUCCACGCUUAAAUCUUGCAAUACACUUGGGCCAGAGAGAGUUUGUGGCACAUCCCCACUGUCAACAAGUUAUACGCUCACUUUGGGUAGCUGAGUUACCUGAUUGGCGGAGUUGGUCGUACAAACGAAGGACAAUUCAUGUUCUCACGCAUGCUCUGUUAGCUCCCGUCAUGAUUUUAAUUUAUGUUUUAUUUCCGACAGGCUGUUUCUCCCAACACAUCCAAGUUCCAUUAAACCGCUUCAUCUAUUCGGCCGUUUCCUAUACAUUGUUCUUGACAUUUUUGUUUGUUUCAUUAUAUAACGAUAAGCACGAUCUUUACCACCCAGUGACGUGGUCAGAAGCAGCUGUAGGUUUGUGGGUUUUAGGUUAUUCACUGCAACUAAUCUCCGAUAUGUAUUAUCAAGGAAUCGUAUUUUUUCGAUCAUUCUGGUCGAUCUACGAUCUUCUGACUGUCAGUCUAUUCGUGGUUGCCGAAUCAAUUUGGCUAGUGUUAUACAUUAUGUCAAAAGUCAGUCAAACUUCCGUGUAUUUAAGUCGUGAAGAUUGGGGUUCGUUCCACCCUUUUCUUAUCGCGGAAGGAUUCUACGCACUCGGGUCACUUUUAGCUUUCUGCCGUCUUCUGCUUUGGUACCAUAUCAACUCCAAACUCGGACCUUUAGGUGUGUCCUUACGGUAUAUGAUCUCUGAUGUUUUAAGAUUUCUGUUGAUCGUGCUAAUCAUAUUAUUUGCAUUUGCAACUGCUAUUAACUCCAUCUACAAAAACUACAAUGACCUCGGAGAGAAGAAAACACCAAACGAUGCAUUCGUAACCAUCCAGAAGACUUUGAAAACGAUGUUCUGGGCAAUAUUUGGAAAUGCUGAAAGCACAGCAGCUGAUAUAGUGAUUUCUGGGAACCACACAUCAGCAAACCACAGCUUCACCGAAGGAGUUGGCUACAUUCUGUGGGGCUUCUACCAUGUAAUUAUUGUCAUCAUCCUGCUAAACAUGCUCAUAGCCAUGAUGGCCAAUAGCUUCCAGAGAAUUCAGAAUAACUCUGAUAUGGAAUGGAAAUUUGCAAGAUCUGCCUUAUGGUUGAAUUUCUUUGACCAUAGGAGUUAUGUGCCUCCUCCAUUAAACCUGCUUCCAUCUUCUCGUACCUUAGUGAAGGCUUGGAAACAUUUCGCUAACUGUUUGCAUAGGAAGAAUGAGAAAAUCAGU
This is a messenger RNA of Limulus polyphemus (Atlantic horseshoe crab), 2098 nucleotides long. RefSeq names its product short transient receptor potential channel 5-like. The annotation marks the transcript as partial. Gene Ontology annotation, biological process: regulation of cytosolic calcium ion concentration; calcium ion transmembrane transport; manganese ion transport. Gene Ontology annotation, cellular component: membrane; cation channel complex. Gene Ontology annotation, molecular function: inositol 1,4,5 trisphosphate binding; store-operated calcium channel activity. The record is from RefSeq and is a predicted model, not a curated record. The transcript has 9 exons. Lineage: Eukaryota; Metazoa; Arthropoda; Merostomata; Xiphosura; Limulidae.